GGUUAACCUCUUGGUGAAAUAAUGUCCGGUAAUGUAUAUUUCCUGUCCAAGCUAACAGUAAAUUUAUUUCGUUAAUUAUUUUUGGUUAUAUAAAUUCGGUUUUUCUUUUUAAAACCCAUAUAUUACCUAAAACUUUUCUUCCCAUUUCAUUCACCCUGUGUUGUGGUUAAUAUCGUCCAACAGUGCAUGAUAUGGUCUUGGUAUCUAGCAGUUGAUAUGCAGUUCUUCAUCAUCACUCCACCCCUUCUGAUUCUAUUGUUUAAACGACCCAGAUUGGGCAUCGCAGCGACCGCGGUUGUAUGCGUUAUCUCAUUCAUAACUACUGCGUCGCUCACGGGCUAUUGGGGACUGAAGGCUGGCUUGAAUUCUGGGUUUUACAAUAACCGAAGCUUAGAGUUUCCAGACGCUCAGAGGAUCUACAACAAGCCCUACACCCGCAUCUCAACUUACCUCGUCGGCAUUUUAACAGGAUAUGUCAUGUUCGCAUACGAAAGCCGAAGGCCUAGAAUUCCAAAG
Anneissia japonica is the source of this 516-nucleotide messenger RNA. Its product is annotated as regulator of hypoxia-inducible factor 1-like. The transcript has 3 exons. The annotation marks the transcript as partial. The record is from RefSeq and is a predicted model, not a curated record. Gene Ontology annotation, molecular function: acyltransferase activity, transferring groups other than amino-acyl groups. NCBI's taxonomy places the organism in Eukaryota, Metazoa, Echinodermata, Crinoidea, Comatulida, Comatulidae.